Molecule: messenger RNA, 1662 nt
Organism: Cuscuta campestris
Lineage: Eukaryota; Viridiplantae; Streptophyta; Magnoliopsida; Solanales; Convolvulaceae
Source: the annotation of a GenBank genome assembly
UAAACCCAUCUUUCUAUCUAUAAAAAAUCAAUAAUCCGGCCUCUAAGAAUUUCCAACAUGAAGUUCCUGUUUGUCCCGCCGGUGAUCUCAUCAUCACUAGCAGUAAUCCUACUGAUGACCUCCGUUCUUCUGCCAGCCUCCGCCGCCGGGAACUUCUACGAGGACACGCAGCCCACCUACGGGGGAGAGGAACGCGUGAAGGUUCUGGAAGGCGGGCGCCUACUAAACCUGAACUUGGACCACUCCUCCGGCUCUGGCUUUCAAUCCAAGAACGACUUUCUCUUCGGGAGAUUCGACGUCCGCCUCAAGCUCGUCCCCGGAAACUCCGCCGGCACCGUCACCACCUUUUACUUGUAUUCCCAAGGAGAGGCACACGACGAGGUUGAUUUCGAGUUCUUGGGGAACUCGUCGGGACAGCCAUACACAAUCCACACAAACGUUUACUCCCAAGGGAAAGGGGACAAAGAGCAGCGCUUCCAGCCUUGGUUCGACCCCACCGCCGCCUUCCACAACUACUCCAUUGUCUGGAAUCCUCUCCGCAUCAUAUUCAUGAUAGACAACAUUCCCAUAAGAGUGUUCGGGAACAACGAAGCGAUCGGCGUCCCGUUUCCGAAGAAGCAGCCGAUGAAGGUCAUAGCCAGCCUGUGGAACGCAGACGACUGGGCGACGCAGGGGGGGCGGGUGAAGACCGACUGGAGCAAUGCUCCGUUCACGGCCUCAUACAGGGACUUCAACGCCAACGGCUGUGUGUGGUCAGCCCAGAGGUCGGCAUCCUCUUGCAGCGGCGGCACUCAGAGCACCAUAGCAGCAGCAGCAGCAACAACAACGGGCGGGCAAGGGGGCCAGCCUGCGCAGGAUUGGCAGACUCAAGAUCUCGACGCCAAAGCGAGGAACAGACUCCGUUGGGUGCAGAGCAAGUUUAUGAUUUACAAUUACUGCUCCGAUCUUGCCAGGUUCCCCCAGGGCCUCCCUCCCGAAUGCAAGCGCCAAACCCAGAGGUUCUAAUUCUUGAUCGAAUUAUUAUUCAUCAUCAGAGCCACUUGCGUUGCGCCAGAGCCUCAGUAGUAAUCUCUUUGGGAGAAUUCAAUCUAUCUACCGUCAUGGGGCCGCUUUAUCCUUAUCCCUGCUGUCCAAAGUUAAUUUAUUUGUAUAAAGUAGAAACUAUUAGGGAGAGUACUAUUCUUUAUUCUUUUUUGUAUUGUCGGUAUGUGUGGAUAAUAAAGGCAGUUAUGUUACCCUAUUGAUUGCUCAGUACGUAUUCAUGAUGAAUGGUUUUAAACUUUGCUCCCUACAGCUGGUUUUAAUAUGUUCCAUCUUGUUAGUUUGCUCAAAAAACAUAUAAUGCAUGUCAUGUUAUNCGUCAUGGGGCCGCUUUAUCCUUAUCCCUGCUGUCCAAAGUUAAUUUAUUUGUAUAAAGUAGAAACUAUUAGGGAGAGUACUAUUCUUUAUUCUUUUUUGUAUUGUCGGUAUGUGUGGAUAAUAAAGGCAGUUAUGUUACCCUAUUGAUUGCUCAGUACGUAUUCAUGAUGAAUGGUUUUAAACUUUGCUCCCUACAGCUGGUUUUAAUAUGUUCCAUCUUGUUAGUUUGCUCAAAAAACAUAUAAUGCAUGUCAUGUUAUUAUUAAAAAAUUAAAAUAAAUACGAUAAAAUUUUAAUCCAUAU